AUGUCUUCGAGCAGACACAUCGCGCUCACCGCAAUCGGCGGCGCGCUCGCGGCAGCGGGCGCGUUCUACGGCCCGAGCGCUCUGGAAGUGUACACCGCGGAGUCAUCUCUGGCGACGGCGGAGCGGAAACUCGCGGCGGUGAAGGCGUUGGCGCGAGACGACGAGCAGAACUUCGCCAAGGCGCGUUCGCGGUGGAGCGCGGUGACGUCGGCGUUUAAGGACGCGUCGGAACGCUAUCGGAGAACGAAAGAAAGUCUAGACACUCGCUUGCGGGCGUUAGAACAGGCGAAACGCGCGUACGAGGAUACAAAGAGAGAGGUAGACGAGGCUGCGUGUGCGCUCGCAGAGGCGGAGAAGGAUGAAGCGGAGGCGAAUUUGACGCUCGCGAGGGCUCGGCAAAAGCUCGGUACGCACGAGGAAGCAAUCGCGCAGGCAAAGGUAGAGGUCCAGAAGCUGACGACGGUCGCUGAGGCUGCCAUCAAAAAAAUGAACGCGCUCAAGUUGCCGACGUUUUGA
This is a messenger RNA of Ostreococcus lucimarinus CCE9901, 516 nucleotides long. RefSeq lists its product with no specific name. The coding region runs from base 1 to 516 and encodes 171 amino acids. The record is from RefSeq and is a predicted model, not a curated record. The transcript has 2 exons. NCBI's taxonomy places the organism in Eukaryota, Viridiplantae, Chlorophyta, Mamiellophyceae, Mamiellales, Bathycoccaceae.